AUGUCUCUGUCAGAUGUCCUCUCCACAUCUUACUCUAAAUUUAAACAUUUAACUACCACAUCACUCUCGAUAAUCGUCUUUAUCCAGGGAUGCAUUUCCAUCCUCAUUACUCAAUUCUUCAUCAAACUAUUCUACUAUAAAAACAGUGAGAAAUUACAACGUGGUUUGAACCAAACCAAGAGAUCUUUCAUUAUCCUCUUAUUAUCUAUAUUUUCCAAUGUUUCUCCCACAUCAAUAAGAAUAACUACAGAUGACGCCACCAUGAGAAGAGAUUCUUUUCAAAUUAACCGUAUUGGUGAUAUUAUUGCCCAAUUAGAUACUAACUCCAUUAUUUUUAGCAAUCAUCAACUUUACAUUGAUUGGGUAAUUAUUUGGUGGUUAGCUCAUCUGGCUAAUCUUUCUGGAAACUUUUUUAUUUUAUUGAAGAAGUCCUUAGAGAAGAUCCCAUUAUUAGGCUACGGAAUGAAAAAUUAUAAGUUUAUCUUUAUGAAUAGAAAAUGGGCCCAAGAUAAAUCGUUAUUGGAACAAAGUUUGGGAGCCAUCAACACUAAUGCCAUUGAAAACGGCAAAAAUAAGGAUUUAACUAAUGCCUGGGGGUACAAUAUAUUAUUAUUUCCAGAAGGAACCAAUUUAUGUACUAAUGGAAUAAGAAAGAAUAAUGCAUACUGUAAAAAAAUGGGAUUGAAACCCAUGAAGAACGUACUAAUGCCCCAUACUACAGGGUUAAGGUUUAUGAUUCAAAAUUUACAACCUAGCUUAACUAAAAUUUAUGAUGUGACCAUUGGAUAUUCUGGUGUUAAGGGUGAACACGAGUUUGCAGAAAUCAAGUAUUCCCUGAAAAAUAUUUUCUUGAAGGGCUUGGGUCCUUCCAUGAUUGAUAUUCAUAUUAGAUCGUUUAACUUAUAUGAGAUCCCUUAUCAAGAUGAGGAAGCAUUCUCCAAGUGGCUAUUUACAGUUUGGGAGGAUAAGAAUAGGUUAUUAGAUCAGUACUACAUUAAUGACACGUUUCAAGGGAUGGAUGGGAAAACUACGCUAUUCUGUCCUGCCAUGGAUGUUAAUCCAUAUGAUUUUGUCACCGUUGUAUUCUUACCUGUCGCAUUUGGCAUGGUUUUGACAGCAUCUCUCUGGGCUUACUUCAACAAGAAACUUGCAUAG
Molecule: messenger RNA, 1155 nt
Organism: Naumovozyma castellii
Lineage: Eukaryota; Fungi; Ascomycota; Saccharomycetes; Saccharomycetales; Saccharomycetaceae
Gene: MLG1
Product: putative acyltransferase
Exons: 1
Coding region: 1-1155 (384 amino acids)
Source: RefSeq, a predicted model, not a curated record